This is a messenger RNA of Elephantulus edwardii (Cape elephant shrew), 1404 nucleotides long. RefSeq names its product coiled-coil domain containing 174 (gene CCDC174). The record is from RefSeq and is a predicted model, not a curated record. Gene Ontology annotation, cellular component: nucleus. Lineage: Eukaryota; Metazoa; Chordata; Mammalia; Macroscelidea; Macroscelididae. The transcript has 11 exons. Bases 1 to 1404 code for a protein of 467 amino acids.
AUGGACCGGAGGAAAAAGCCUUUGGAUGUGGCAGCUUCCUCUUUGGUGGAUCUUAAGGCUGAACUCUUUCGAAAACAAGAAGAAUUCAAACAAGAGAAACUUCUGAAAGAUUCUGAAGUUUCAGGAAAACCAAAAACAACCAAUAAGAAACCAAGUAUCUGGAACAAACAGAAUGCAGGAGUUUCCAAACGAGCAGAGAAGGAUGCUGAGCAGAAGAUUGAAGAACAGAAGACUUUAGACAAAGCAAGGGAAAAAUUGGAAGAAAAAGCCAAAUUAUAUGAAAAAAUGACUAAAGGAAACUUUCUAGAUGAAGAAGUAGAAGAUAUGUACCUUGUGGAUUUCACACAGAAGAUCAUAGAUAAGCGCAAAGAAAUGGAAGAUGCAUUUGGUGCAAAUAGAGGUUUUACAAAAGCAGACGAAAGGGAAGAUGAAGAAGAAAAUCUUUCUGAAACAGAGAUACCUCCUCCUCAAGACCCCAGUGAAGAAUGGGUGGAUUAUGUGGAUUCCUUAGGACGAUCCCGGCGCUGUAUGAGAAAGGACUUGCCAGAUUUGUUGGAGAUGGAUAAAAAUCUCCAGGGGAGGCUUUUCAUUAGCCCUGCUAAUGAAAAAACCUUGUUAUCCGAAGAUAUGAGAAAAGAACUGCAGCGCCAGCAAUGGGAAGAAGAAGAGAGGGAGGCUCUCAAAAGGCCGAUGGGACCUUUACAUUAUGAAGACAUUCGUGAAAAUGAGGCCCGGCAACUUGGUGUUGGAUAUUUUGCCUUUGCCCGAGAUAAAGAACUGAGAAACAAGCAGAUGAAAACUUUAGAGAUGUUGAGGGAACAGACAACGGAUCAGAGAGCCAAACGAGAAAACAUAAAAGAAAAGCGAAAGGCUAUGUUAGAAGCCAGACUUUCCAAACUCCGACAAAAAAAGAUGAAAAAAUCUCCAGAAGAUGGAGCAGAAAAAGAAAACGGAGAAGAUGAUGUUAUUGGGCCUUUACCUCCGAAAGCAGAAGCCAUGCCAAUUCCUACACCUGCCCAGAGUAGCAAAGUUGAAGUCAUUGUUCAAGAGAGGAAGGACACUAAGCCUGGAGUUCCUCAUAUCCGGGAGUGGGACAGGGGCAAAGAGUUUUCAUUUGGAACGUGGUCGAAAAGACAGUCAGCUAUCCGGGCUGAGAGAGAUCCAGAGUUUGCCCCACCAUCAGAAUACUUUUCUGGUCAAAAGAGAAGUGGUCCUUUUGGUGGUCAGCCCUGGAACCGAACUGGACCUGCACAGAGUGGCCCGGCAGUGGGCUCCGAGCAGAACCAUGAGCCCAGCACCCCACAGACAUCCUUUACUUCUGCUCCAAAGAGUACGUCACAGACCUCCACUGUCACAUUUGAAACUCUGGAUGAAAUGAUAUCCUAUUAUAAACAAGUGACUUGA